This is a messenger RNA of Danaus chrysippus (African queen), 1149 nucleotides long. The record is from the annotation of a GenBank genome assembly. NCBI's taxonomy places the organism in Eukaryota, Metazoa, Arthropoda, Insecta, Lepidoptera, Nymphalidae.
AUGAAAUCUACAAACAUGGAGUCCUGUUCUGAUAGGCUGAGUCCAUCCAGUGAUUUGACGAAUGAAUCCGAAACAUCGCUUCCAUCAUUCCCAUACGAACAGCAGACCGGGAACUUCUAUCAGCCGGAUAUAAACGAAAAACAAUACUUCUCCUGCAAACAGAAAUCACCUCAAGAUAGAAAGGAGGUUUACUUACAGGAGAGCAAUAAAAACUCCUUCGAGAACUACUUACCGGCGAGAAGCAAAAAGUAUUUAAGCUUCGAACUCAAGUUACCGCCGAUCAAUGACAACUUCUUUCAAAUUGACAGCGAUGACAGAACGAUGCGUUCAACGUACUUCAGUGAUGUGAAUAAAUGCGUUCAGAAUGAAAACAAUCCAAUGCAAGAAUUGGAUAUGGAUUUAAAUAAUCAGUUUGAAAAUAUUAAUAGUGAUAGGGAUAGGGUCCAACAAUCGUAUUUCGCGGAUACCGAAAGCGGUAAUAUGCGGAGAUGUUUAAACUUCAACUCGGAACAAGUCCAAUGCGUGUGUGAGGCGCUCCAACAAAAAGGUGAUAUAGAAAAAUUGGCGGCAUUUCUAUGGAGUCUGCCACCGAGCGAAUUGUUGAGAGGGAACGAAACCGUUCUUAGGGCCCGAGCUUUAGUGGCGUAUCAUCGCGGCGUUUUUCAAGAGUUGUACGCCAUAUUGGAGACGCAUACGUUCUCACCUCGUCACCAUACAGAUCUCCAGAACCUUUGGUUCAAAGCGCACUAUAAGGAAGCUCAGAAAGUUAGAGGAAGACCACUUGGAGCUGUUGACAAAUACCGUCUUCGCAAGAAGUAUCCUCUACCAAAGACGAUUUGGGAUGGUGAAGAGACGGUCUACUGCUUUAAAGAGAAGUCCAGGAAUGCUCUAAAAGACUGCUAUUAUAGAAAUCGUUACCCAACGCCGGAUGAAAAACGCGCGCUCGCACAAAAAACGGGUUUGACAUUAACGCAAGUGUCAAAUUGGUUCAAGAACCGCCGCCAGCGGGACAGGACGCCGCAACAACCGAACAGACCAUAUAAGACGAAACUUCUCAGCAUUCCAUGGAUUCACCGUGCGGGUGCCGGGUCCAUCGCGUUGCAGGGGGAGGAGCUUCAACAGAGCCUGGGACUUGCGACCCAAGUGUAG